Molecule: messenger RNA, 1755 nt
Organism: Laccaria bicolor S238N-H82
Lineage: Eukaryota; Fungi; Basidiomycota; Agaricomycetes; Agaricales; Hydnangiaceae
Exons: 3
Coding region: 1-1755 (584 amino acids)
Source: RefSeq, a predicted model, not a curated record
AUGGAUACCGUUUGGUGCCGACUCAUCAAUCACGAGAACACGCUCUAUGGAGCUGAAGACUUUCCCGUCCUUAUACGUUCAAUCGACACUGUCGACCACUUGAAGAGAAGGGGGUGGAGCCUGUCCUCAAUCAUUUUGCCGCAAGCGAACUGUGCGUUUGGAAGGUGUGCUUUAGAGAGUCUACGUCCUGAUGGAUCUAAUAUCCACACGAAGCCGGACAUGGCGAUAUCCGCUGGGGAGGAUUUACUGGCCCCUAUCCAGUUGGUCGACGGCGACAAUGCACAAAUGUUGAAGAACCCGACAAUGAAGCUUUCAAGCCUCAAUCUCAAGAAGUUAGAAUUGUUGCUCGUGACGAUGCCAAUGCCUUCGGGUCAGAAGAGGCGACGGUCUGAAGAGGAAGGCAGCAGCGCGAAGCGUCUUACGUUCAGCCGAGGCAUGUUCACAGCAUUUGUGACCAUUAUUCCCUACCAAGAAGAGGACGUUGAAAUAGCAAGGAUCGCUCUUGCUCCUUCCUCGGCCGCAGCGAUGCCAGCCUUUCUGAAGGAGCAACAGAAACGCCCAGUUCUCAACGGCCGUCCCUGUCAUAACUUCGGACCCCCUAUCGGCUUGUUCCACCCCAUCUUUGAUUCAUUUCAAGCCGCUAAAGAUGAUGAGUCAAUUUUCAUAGACGCUGAGACUUAUUCAUCCGUCCGAAAACUUUUCGAAGCAAGCGCACACAUAUACGACAAUAAAAAUAAACGGAUUGACGCUAUCGACAAACAUUUGCUGAUGCUUCUCGGUGCCUACUUUAUUGGGGUCUCAGCAUCUGGUGUCCUCAGUGAUGGCGUCAUUAUUCAUUCAAGAGGUCCCUACACUGCAUAUCUAGUUUUGCGCGAGCAAAACCAAUUUUGCCGAGACAUCCCAAUCUACAGCGCUACACUCUUACUAGAGGAUUACCUAAAGGCCAUAUCGUACUGCCCCAGCUUCAUUCUAGAGAUCGCAGGGCCGUGGCUAUGUGUGCUCGGUGCUGUUUAUGUGGAUCGAGUAAUUAUGCAACCGUUAACGGAAUAUCUAUGGCUCGGAGGGGAUGUCUACAAUGAUGACCGAUUGCGUUCUGUGUCGCGACUUUUUGCCGCCCUACGGAUAUCUAUUUCUAAGCUACGCGAGUACUACGACUCCUUGUCCAAUGAUGCGGGUUUUCGUCCCGAUGGCUUUCCGUUCUUCCGGGGCUUUCAGGGGCAGACUUUCACAUACAUUGAGCGGCUUGCAGAAGACCGUGCAGACAAACUCGUUUACAAAGUGAAGAGAAAUAAUCGACCCGGACGGUCUUACGUGGUCAAGUUUGUGCCCAUGUACAAUGCGGCAGCUCACCGUCUCUUUGCUGAACAUCAGCUUGCACCCGCCUUGCACUAUGCCAGAACUGAGCACGACAAUGAACAAACGUACGGGGGGCGGUAUAUGAUCAUCAUGGACUUCGUUGUUGCAACCUCUCCCACACACUCGCUCUCUGAAGAACAAUUUGGCCAGGUCAAACGUGCUCUUGAGGUCCUCCAUUCAGCCGACCUAGUAUUUGGCGAUCUACGCUUACCGAAUAUUUUGAUCACAACCAAAAAAGAAAAGGCGAUGAUCAUUGACUUCGAUUGGUGCAAAAAAGCGGGUGAAGGACGCUACCCGGUGACCUUGAAUCAAGAAGGAAUUGAUUGGCCUGAGGGUGUUCACCCGUAUUCAAUCAUGGAGAAGCAACAUGAUCUUGAUAUGUUGGAUCAAUUGCGUUAG